AUGACUCACUACACGUCCGAUUCUUUACAAGCCAUGAAUGAAGCGAAAAACAUUCUGAACUCAUUAAAGACGACACAAACCGCAAAUAAACUUUCCGAUAAUCCACGUAGCUACGAUUUUAACGUAUUGAAUAAAUAUGCUAAAUGUGGUUCACAGAUGGCUAAAAAAAUGUGCUGUGCUCUUCAGCGUUUCCAACAAGCGUUAAACAUAGUGAUGCAAUCAGAAACGUUAGCAGAAAUACAAGAGAACGCAUUCAUAAGUGAGUUUUCACAAUGUUGUCGUACUGAACGUAUUGUCGCUCAAAUUUCGAACAUAGAAAUGUAUAAAACGAUUAACGAUAUCGUUGAUCGAGUACUUCAACGUUGUUACAACACAUCAAAUACUACGAUCUCACAAGUCGAUGAAGAUGUUCGAAUCUGUUAUGCUACAUUACAUAUAGAUUCACCCAAAUCAACUCUUCAAUUUCUCGGUCUGUGCAAACAAAAGUACCCGAAAUCAACACAUUUUUUUAAAUUAAGUGCUAUAAUGAAUAGCAGUCUGAGGCAAGACGAAGCUAGUUUACAUGAUAUCAAUGCUGGUUUGGAAAUAGAUCCUAAUCAUGAUGAACUCUUGUACCAAAAGGCCGUUUCAUUGAAUCUAUUAAAUAGGAAUGCAGAUGAAACAAUCGAAGCGUAUCGAGCAUUUCUGGCAAUUGCACCUGCAGAUCACUUUAAUGUACCCGCAUCGUAUUAUACAAUCGCUAGUUGUUAUUUAAUACAUGGCAGAGAUGAUGGUUCAAUCGAUAUUGUUAAAAAAGCAUUUGAAGAAGGUGAGAAAGCAGAAAAAAUACAGUUACCAUGCUUUCCACCCUAUGAAUUCAAUAUCAAAAAGCUUCUGCAGUACUUUCUUAACAAGCAGCAUCCACUGAGCGCAGCAGCAGCGGCACCUCCUCUUAAUAAUCGUAAAUCGCGUCUCAUCGAUUCCAAACGCAUUGAAAUUAUUCAAAAACAUCGCGAAGUUCAAGCCAUGAUAUUGUACACUAUGGACAAUUCCAAAUUUCCUUUGCAAUGUUUCACUAGAAAACCUCGUCUCAAGCAACAAACGACCAAGUUAUUGAUUGGUUUGAAAUCUAUUACAUUGAGAGAAAUGAAUCCAACAAAAGAUCAUAUCUACACCGGAUAUGUUCUCUCCGUAACAAUUAUCGAACAAGCAUACUCGUGGACACCAUCAAUUAAUCUCGUGAUCGAAGAUGAAAAUCUUGACUGUGAACGCAUGUGCGUUUAUGGUUUUCUUGAAUCACAAGGCGAAUAUUUCACCAAUGACGUUUUUACAAUCGGAAGUAAAAUGAACAUUUUAAGUCCAUAUUUACGAGUAGCUGCUAAUGAUAUGAAACCCGUAGUUCGUGUGGAUGACUUUCUAUCGAUUAUAAUGCAAAAUGAAUCCGAACAAGUGAUAGAUAUGUGUCGCUGUUGUGGUGAAUCCAAUUCGGCACAUGUUUGUGGUAGGUGUAAAGAAGCACGUUACUGUACAAAAGAAUGUCAGACAACAGAUUGGAAAAUAUAUGGACAUAAACUUAUAUGUAGAAAAAAAUAG
Messenger RNA from Didymodactylos carnosus, 1572 nucleotides. The record is from the annotation of a GenBank genome assembly. NCBI's taxonomy places the organism in Eukaryota, Metazoa, Rotifera, Eurotatoria, Philodinida, Philodinidae.